AUGUUUUAUGAGUUCAAGAGCUCUAUGAUGCGUGAGUUUGAUAUGACUGAUUUGGGAAAGAUGAGGUAUUUUCUUGGAGUUGAAGUGUUGCAGAAGACUGAUGGCAUUUACAUCAGUAAAAAGAAAUAUGCCUUAGAUGUGUUGAAAAGAUUUGGGAUGGAGGAGAGCAAUUAUGUCCAUAGUUCGAUUGUUACAGGUUUUAAAGUCUUCAAAGACGAAAAUGGAGUCAAUGUUGAUGCAACAUUCUUCAAGCAAAUGGGAGGGAAUGAUAAAUUGGUUGCCUUUAUUGAUAGUGACUAUGCCGGCGAUUUGGAGGAUAGGAAAAACACAUCAGGGUAUGUAUUCAUGUUGAGUUCCGGAGCUGUGUCUUGGUCCUCUAGAAAUCAGCUUGUUGUUUCACUCUCCACAAUUGAAGCUGAAUUCAUAGCCACAACAUCCUGUGCAUGUCAAGCUGUUUGGAUGAGGAGAAUCUUGGAGAAGCUCAGUCAUACACAAGCAACAAGAGAGAUGAGAACUGAAGGGAAUUUUGUGCAACCUGCUAUUCCUCGAUUUGAUGGUCAUUACGAUCCUUGGAGCAUGUUGAUGGAAAUUUUUUUAAGAUCUAAGGAGUACUGGAGUCUUGUGGAGACUGGUUAUGUUGAGCCAGAAAGCGGAGCAGUAUUGACAGAGGUGCAACAAAAGAAGCUUGAUGAGAUGAAGCUGAAAGACUUGAAGGUGAAAAAUUAUUUGUUUCAAGCUAUUGAUCGAACGAUUCUAGAAACCAUCUGA
Messenger RNA from Vitis riparia (riverbank grape), 768 nucleotides. RefSeq lists its product as uncharacterized. Bases 1 to 768 code for a protein of 255 amino acids. The transcript is spliced from 3 exons. Lineage: Eukaryota; Viridiplantae; Streptophyta; Magnoliopsida; Vitales; Vitaceae. The record is from RefSeq and is a predicted model, not a curated record.